Messenger RNA from Rotaria sp. Silwood2, 1311 nucleotides. The record is from the annotation of a GenBank genome assembly. Lineage: Eukaryota; Metazoa; Rotifera; Eurotatoria; Philodinida; Philodinidae.
AUGUUGAUUAAACAAAGAAUAGAUACGCCUGAGUAUCGAGCUUUAUUGACACCAUCUCUAUUGAAAUUGGCAGAAUUAUUUAAAGCUAAUCAAUAUGAAAUUCGUGUAGCUGGUGGUGCAGUACGAGAUAUUUUAUUGGGUAUUAUUCCACAUGAUGUUGAUUUUGCAACAACAGCAACACCUGAACAAGUUAAAGAUAUGUUAACAAAGGCAAACAUAAGAAUGAUUAAUUGUAAUGGUGAGAAACAUGGAACAAUAACAGCACGAGUAGAUGAUAUGGACAAUUUUGAAGUAACAACAUUAAGAAUUGAUGUUACUACUGAUGGUAGACAUGCUGUUGUUGAAUAUACACAAGAUUGGCAAUUAGAUGCUAAUCGACGGGAUCUUACAAUUAAUGCACUUUUUCUUGAUCUCGACGGAACAGUUUAUGACUAUUUUAAUGGCAUUGAAGAUCUUAAACAUCGUCGUAUUCGUUUUGUUGGGGAUCCUGUUCAACGCAUCUGUGAAGAUUAUCUUCGUAUUCUCAGAUAUUUCCGAUUCUUUGGUCGUUUUGCACACGAUAAUGCUCUACACGAUGAACAAUCAUUAAAAGCAAUUAGAGAAAAUGUUCAUGGUUUACAAAAUAUUGCUGGUGAACGUCUAUGGGUUGAAUUAAAACGUAUUGCAGAAGGUAGAAAUGCUGGUCCUGUAUUAAAAGUUAUGCUUGAACAAAAUGUUGGACAAUAUCUUGGCAUUCCAUCUGAUGUUGAUCUUAAUGACUUUGAUGAUCAUUACCGACAAUGUUAUCAAGCUAAACCACUUGCAAUGACUGUAUUAACGAAACUUUUUCGUAAUACACAUGAAAUAGGUAUAUUUGAACAACGUAUGAAAUAUUCCAAUGAUUGUCGUCGUCUAGCUCAAUUAAUUAUCAAUUAUCGAGAUUCAAUAUCAAUUCUUGAUUCUUCAUCAAUUGACCGAUUGAAAUCAUACAAAGAUUUACUUGUUGAUUUAAUUAUACAGGAUCCAACUGCAAAAGAAAAAAUAGUUGAAUUACUUAAAUAUCAACAUCAUUUAACUGAAGCACAACAAUUAUCUGUAUGGACAAUACCACGUUUUCCUGUUUCAGGUGGAACGCUUGCAUCAAAAGGUAUUAAACAAGGACCAAAUUAUAAAAUAAUACUUGAUAAACUUCGAGAAGCUUGGAAAGAAUCACAUUUUCAAGCUACAGAAAAUCAAUUAAUUGAUGAAUCUUUACCACAUGUAUUAAAAAAUUUAGUAAAUACAAAUUCACCAACAUCUUCUUCUCUUUCGAAAAAAACUAAACAAAAUUAA